AACAAUUUCUCCAAAAAGAGAGGUUGAACUUGUUUUGCGCCUUUGGUUGAACUCAAAAUUUCCCCAUCAAAUUCUCUGGUUUUUUCUUGCUUUACCCCAAUUUUCCUCCCUCCAACCAAUACCAAUUUCUAAAAAAUCAUAAAGAAAAGUUAGUCAAUUAAUUAACAAUUAAAUUACAAUUAUUUUGCUAAUCAUCAGCUAAAUUUGGUUUCUGGGUUUUUUUUGAAAUUCAAUUUCUUUUGGGGUUUUGAUAUUUAUUUAUUUAAUUCUUUUUUAGCCCUUUUUCAUCAUUGUAUUUGGAAUUUGGUUGUAAAUUUUUCUGGGUAAUUUUUAUUUAAUCUUUUCGAUCAAUUAUUUAGAGAUUAUUGUUGCUGGAAGAAGCUGGUAUUUUGUUUAGAUAGAUGUUUCAUUAAGGUUUAUAUUUUUUGUGGUGAAGAAAGGGUUUUGUUGUUAUGGGUACAGAAAUUGAAGAAAAUCAACAACUUUCAGUGGAACAAUCUGAGAAACAAGAACAGCUAGACGCAAAAUAUUCAAGUGAACAUUUGGAAUCCCCUAAUGGAAUAGAGGAAAAUGCAAAAUCUAUGGAAGACUCAUCAUCCCCACAAGUGUUAGUUAACACAACUGGGUCACCUGUAGCAGUUGUUGAGGAUUCGGGUUUUCCUUCUGAUGGAAUCAUUGGGUCAAAUGGUACAUUGAAUGGACAUUUGGAUAAUCACUUGGAAUCAGAUGAUGUGGGACUUGCUGAAAAAGACCAUCAAAUUAUUUCUGAUGGAGAUGGUGGCACGAAGAUCAAGGCUGCGGUUGGAAGCGGAGAUCCUGUUAGCACCUCCAAUCUUACUGCUGAGUACGACUUGGAUAGGAUCCUUAUUGAUACGGCUGCACCUUUUGAAUCCGUAAAAGAAGCAGUUUCUAAGUUUGGAGGCAUUGUUGACUGGAAGGCUCAUAAAGCCCAAACUGUGGAGAGGCGAAAAAUCAUUGAACAAGAACUUGCGAAGGUGCAGCAGGAGAUCCCUGUAUACAAAGAACAGUCUGAGAUGGCAGAAAAAUCGAAGAAUCAAAUACUGAAGGAUUUGGAAAAUACCAAGAGACUUAUUGAAGAAUUAAAGUUGAAUCUUGAAAGAGCACAAACGGAGGAGCGUCAGGCUAAACAAGAUUCUGAGCUGGCUCAGCUCAGAGUUGAAGAGAUGGAACAGGGGAUUGCCCAUGAGGUCAGUGUGGUGGCCAAGCAACAGCUCGAGGUAGCUAAAGCUCGUCAUGACGCUGCAAUUUCCGAUUUGAAAUCUGUUAAGGAAGAGCUGCGGUUGCUGCGAAUGGAACACGCUUCUUUAUUGACCGAGAAAGAAGAUGCUGCGAAGAAAGCCGAAGAGGCUAUCUCGGCAUCCAAGGUUCUCGAAAAGACGGUGGAGGAACUAACAAUCGAGCUGAUUUCUACCAAGGAAGCUCUAGAGUCUGCACACACUGCUCAUCUGGAAGCGGAGGAACAAAGGAUCGGAGCAGCUAUGGCCAAGGAGCAAGAUUGUCUUAACUGGGAUAAGGAGUUGAAGCAGGCAGAAGAGGAAUUGGAAAAAUUGAACAAGCAAAUUGAAUCGGCUAAGGUACUGAAAACAAAAUUGGACUCGGCAUCUAUGUUACUUUCUGACUUGAAAGCUGAAUUAGCGGCAUAUAUGGAGUCGAAAAUUAGUGAAGAAAUCAGUGGGAAUGAUACUAUGUUAGCGCAUGCGGGCAAAACUCAUGCGGAUAUGGAAGCGGAAGUUUCUAAUGCGAAUAAGGAACUUGAAGAAGUGAAGCUCAAUGUUGAAAAAGCAACCGAUGAAGUAACUUGCUUAAAGGUGGCGGCUACAUCAUUGAAGGUUGAGCUUGAGAAGGAAAAAUCGGAACUUUCGAGCCUAAGGCAGAGAGAAGGUAUGGCUUCGAUUGCGGUUGCGUCACUUGAGGCCGAGUUGGAGAAAAUCAAGUCGGAAAUAGUUGUGGUUCAAAUGCGGGAGAAAGAAGCUCGAGAAAAAAUGGCGGAGUUGCCUAAACUAUUACAGCAUGCGUCUCAAGAAGCGGAUUUGGCGAAAUCAGCUGUUAAUUCAGCUCGGGACCAGUUGAGGAAGGCGAAGGAGGAUGCGGAACAAGCUAAAGCUGGAGCUAAUACCAUUGAGAGCCGAUUGCUUGCAGCUCGGAAGGAAAUGGAGGCUUCGAAAGCUUCGGUGAAGCUGGCUAUAGCAGCUAUUAAAGCUCUUCAAGAGAGUGAAUCAACCAAAAGUGAUGCUAAUGAGGACGACUCGACUAACAGAGUCACACUUUCUUUAGAAGAGUACUACGAGUUGAGCAAACGGGCUCAUGAGAUGGAGGAGCACGCCAACAUGAAGGUAGCUGCCGCAAUGGCUCAAAUUGAGAUUGCUAAAGAAUCCGAGUUGAUAUCCUUGACCCAAUUGGAAGAAGCAAACAAAGAGUUGAACGGGAAAAAGGAAGCUCUGAGAAUCGCUACGGAAAAGGCUGACAAGGCUAAAGAAGGGAAACUAGGCGUAGAACAGGAGUUGAGGAAAUGGAGGGCUGAGCAUGAACAACGGCGUAAGGCUGAAUUAAGCCAAAGUGCUGCUAAUAGCCCAAGUAAAGGCAUCGACAAGUUAUCCGAUGCGUACAUGUUUGGACAAGGAACUAAAUUCGAUAGGGUUGCAGAUUCUUCUUCCGCUCCUGCUCAGUAUGGACACGGGCUUGGAUUGAAGAACGCGGAGACUUCCCAUGAGUCAGGAAGCCCGAACGAUAAUGAAAGAAGUCCUCGGGCAACAUUUGGGGCAAGUAACACCUUGAAGAAAAAGCGGAGAUCUCUUUUUCCGAGGUUCUUUAUGUUCUUUACUAAGAGAAAAUCGCCGUCCAAGACAUCAUAAGCUCCUUUUGCCACAAAGUUCUCUUCUAAAGCAUUGUUAACAGUUUAUAUGUUGUACAUGGUUAUGGAUUUUGUAUUUCUGUUUAUACCUUUUAUCUCAAAUUUCUAUGUACUUGUAAAUUUAAAAACUCGAGAGAUUUUCAAGGCACAUAGUACGCCUAUUUUCGGAGAUUGUUAUAGUAGAAGUCGAGGGAGGUGUAAGCCGGUAAUGUAUAUACUUCUAUGAAACUUCUGAAAGCAACUCCAUUGGAAUAGGAGUUUGGAUUGUUGUUGGUGAGUGAAAAAUAUGUAAGUUAUGUACUUGAAAGUUGAAGUGUAAUGAUAAUCUCUUCUAUUUUAUGUGAAAAUGAUUAAAUUAUAC
Molecule: messenger RNA, 3233 nt
Organism: Amaranthus tricolor (Joseph's coat)
Lineage: Eukaryota; Viridiplantae; Streptophyta; Magnoliopsida; Caryophyllales; Amaranthaceae
Product: protein WEAK CHLOROPLAST MOVEMENT UNDER BLUE LIGHT 1-like
Exons: 4
Coding region: 453-2873 (806 amino acids)
Source: RefSeq, a predicted model, not a curated record